AUGGGUAAAGUGAAAUCUUUUUUCAGGGUCCUUUCUUGUCCCAAAAAAGGCGGUACCAGGGGUACCAGAACAAGAGCGCAAGACAAGCCGUUAAACGACGCUCCCGAGGAUGCAAAUGGCCACACACUUAAGAAGCAUAUAUCCGUCGAGGAAGAGGAAGAUUUUCCUGUGUUACGCGGAGACAACUUCUCCUUCUCUGCCAUCGGAAACUCAACUGAUGCCGUCGCACAGCAACCGGAGUCCGCUUUUGUGACUUCCAUUCAGCAAAUAUCAAUUGAAUGCCCACAAGGCAGUCGACAUCAAGUCGCCAUUUUUGCAUUGUGUAACAUCCUUACGUUCAAAGUAAAUCAGGACCUUCUACUCACGUUGUUGUGCCUACACAGGCGGUCGAUGCGAGUGCAUUUGAGCCGCCAGUUGGUAAAAAAAAUAUCAUAUGUUUUUAAACGCAACCUCGAAAAUUCUGCCAGACACGCUGUCGUCACGCUAAGGCAUCAUCGAAUUCCACUCCAACGCCAUCCAAAAUUCCUGAUUGCCAUCACCAGAAUCGAGAACAACCUUGAAAAACCGGUAGUGAGGAACGUGCAAGCAGCCUUCCAGGCCUUGAAAGAAAGAAGGCUUCCUGUCACUCUGCAAGAGGCUACGGGUCAAGGGAACCAGGCAACAUCUGGAGGCGAGCGACACGGAUCUAGCAACGCUGCUAAGCCUGAUUCUGCUCGUGUAUGUGACAACUCUGCGGGGGUGCCAUCUAGUCAGCAGAGUCAAGGUUACCAACGGCGGUCUAAUACAACUGGUACCUCUCGGCACAGCCAACCGAGUGAUCUAGGCAGACACAGGGCAUCAACAUUAUCUGCAAACGACAGUGCAGGUGGAGAUGGAGCCCACAUAAGGGCCGUUCAAUCUUGUCACUCCAAAAGCGCGUCGAAUGGGUCAUUGGUUACACGCGGUGGUAAGGGCGCAGCAUUUAAAUGCCUGAAUGAGAUCUGUCAACAAGGAAAUCACGAAAAAGCGGAUUUUAACAGUAUAAAACAGGCGGAUAAGGCAAAAAUCGGUAAUACGAUCUUCCAAAACGCCAUAAAAGGCGCAAAGCGCUCGGUUCCGGCAGUGACGGAGCAGAAGGCAAACAUUGUCUGGGAGCUCGAUUUCUUCACAUGCGAACCAUACGUAUCGUACGCAUACAAGUCCAUUAGAUGUUCGUCAUUUAGGCGCAAUGAUGCGCCUGUGCACGAUACUGCGAAGUGUCACCGUCACACCUAA
Babesia ovata is the source of this 1254-nucleotide messenger RNA. RefSeq names its product Iron-sulphur cluster biosynthesis domain containing protein. The coding region runs from base 1 to 1254 and encodes 417 amino acids. NCBI's taxonomy places the organism in Eukaryota, Apicomplexa, Aconoidasida, Piroplasmida, Babesiidae. The transcript is spliced from 2 exons. The record is from RefSeq and is a predicted model, not a curated record.